Zingiber officinale is the source of this 1370-nucleotide messenger RNA. RefSeq names its product RNA-binding protein Y14A-like. Gene Ontology annotation, molecular function: mRNA binding. Lineage: Eukaryota; Viridiplantae; Streptophyta; Magnoliopsida; Zingiberales; Zingiberaceae. The transcript has 4 exons. The record is from RefSeq and is a predicted model, not a curated record. Bases 329 to 931 code for a protein of 200 amino acids. Gene Ontology annotation, biological process: RNA splicing. Gene Ontology annotation, cellular component: cytoplasm; exon-exon junction complex; nucleus.
AGUAGGAGAACAUAACUCCUCAGUUUGGAAGGUAAUAUUUAAAUCAACCUUAAACGAACAUGUUCGAACUCUCAGCUCACGAACAAAAAUACCGUAAAACUCGAAUUCAAAAAUACAUCUGAGCACGAAAUCAAACACAAACUCGGCACGUUAACUUAGUUGAAUCAAGUCGAACAAACUUUUUUCUGAAUCAAAACUCGAAUACCUCGCGAGGUGUUGUCGCGGGGGCGUGGAAGUGGCAAAGGAUAUAUCGCGAUUUUAAAGUACUUGUCCAGAUUGGCCAACCCAAAUCUGACCGGGGAGAUAGAGAGCGAAAGGUGCGAAGACGAUGGCGGCUGUCGUAGGGGACGUGGAAGUGGUAGAUUUCGAGCCCGACGAGGAUGAUCUCAUGGACGAGGAUGUUGGCGCCGCUGAGGCCGACCCCUCUCCUGUCCCCAAGCUCCGAUCAACGGUUGCCGGAAGCGGCUCCUCUGGGUUAGGAGCCAGGAAGACCAAAGGCCGCGGCUUCCGAGAGGAAGCAGGUCCCGAUCGCGGCGGUCGACUGUCUGCUAGGGAUUUCGAUUCCCUCGACUCCGAUGGAGGCCCCGGGCCGCAGCGGUCUAUUGAGGGCUGGAUUGUGUUGGUAACUGGAGUUCAUGAAGAGGCACAGGAAGAUGAUUUGCACAAUGCCUUUCGUGAAUUUGGUCAAGUGAAAAAUUUGCAUUUAAAUCUUGACCGCCGUACUGGUUUUGUUAAGGGUUAUGCUCUGGUUGAAUUUGAGAACUUUGAUGAAGCACAAGCUGCAAUUAUGGCACUUAAUGGAACUGAGCUCCUUACUCAAGCAAUUUUUGUUGAUUGGGCCUUUAGCAAAGGUCCUAUGAAGCGUAGAAACACAAGGAGAAGAUCCCCACGAGCUCAUCGUUCAAGGAGUCCUCUGAGGAGGAGAUAUUGAAUCUGCUUUGCUUGACAAGCUGUGAUUUUGGAUGCUAUCCUCCCAUUACAUUUCAUUCUACUAAAAUUUGAUUGGAAGUAUAUCACUGCAGAUCCUGAAAGUUGGACUAUAGAAAUUUGAAGAGUAAUUUUGCCUGCGUUCCCUGUCUAAUUCUACCUUGCCUGCUUUAGAUAUUCCCUGAAAACCGAGUAAUUAACUGUGUGCCAAGGCUGUUCUAAUUUAUGGUUGCUAUGGCUAAUCGUAAUGUUUUCAUUGAUCUCUGUUGUCAUACACAAUGACGAGAUCUUUCCGACCAAUGAGAUACUUGUUUGUUUGUUUUUUUUUUUUUUAUCUCCAGUGGGCUGUCUCAAGUUACCUAAUUCAACAUUUCGAUUAGUGUACUGGUUUGGUUAGCAGAACAAUCACAACGUUUUACUAUUGCAAUGAAUUGAUGAUCCAA